AGGCGGGUCACUUUGGCCCGUGGCUGAUUCCCGCGUGGGCUUCCAGCCUCGGGAAAUCGCCGCGCCCUUACCAUCACGACACCAGAGGGCCCCGGCCUGACGCGCGAGACCUCCUCUCUGCUCGCGAGAAAAUGGCGGCGGCGGCGGAAGGGCUGGCUGCCUACCGGUUGGUGCUGCGGGCGGCGCGUCGGACGUUCGCGGGCGACCGGCUGAUGCUGCAGGAGUCGGCGGUGGAGAUCCGGCGCCGCUUCGAGGACCACCGCGGCCUCGCCCCGGGCUCCGACGAGUUGGCGCGCGCCCUCGAAGACGCCCGCGAGGCCGCGUUCUUCAUCGGCCACGGGAUAGUCCAGGCCACACGCGGGCCCUCCGGAUCCUUCGUUGUGAAGCCCGAGAGCGCACAUGCUGGAGCUACACUGGAGGUUCCUUCCGAGGAGAUCCUGUCAAAGUUGAAAUAGGGGAAAGCACUCGGCUUUACAAGGAUUGAUACAAAGAACUCACACCCAUAUUCAGCCUAGUGAUAAUAAGAACAAUUUUGCAUCCUCUGGCUUGUAGGAUCGUAUUACUGGUGUACCGAAUAGUUUCAUGCAUUUUCCCUGUACCCUCCUAUUCAGAGCGUUUUUUACAGCACCGAGAUUGUGGAGUUCUGGAAGAAAAUUUUACUGGAGCGUUUGGAGUUGA
Messenger RNA from Setaria italica (foxtail millet), 678 nucleotides. RefSeq names its product mitochondrial zinc maintenance protein 1, mitochondrial. The coding region runs from base 132 to 455 and encodes 107 amino acids. Gene Ontology annotation, biological process: mitochondrial respiratory chain complex III assembly. Lineage: Eukaryota; Viridiplantae; Streptophyta; Magnoliopsida; Poales; Poaceae. The transcript has 2 exons. The record is from RefSeq and is a predicted model, not a curated record.